Messenger RNA from Penicillium brevicompactum, 3210 nucleotides. RefSeq names its product SacI domain and endonuclease/exonuclease/phosphatase family protein. Gene Ontology annotation, molecular function: phosphatidylinositol-4,5-bisphosphate 5-phosphatase activity; phosphatidylinositol-3,5-bisphosphate 5-phosphatase activity. The transcript has 8 exons. Bases 1 to 3210 code for a protein of 1069 amino acids. Gene Ontology annotation, cellular component: membrane; cytoplasm. The record is from RefSeq and is a predicted model, not a curated record. Gene Ontology annotation, biological process: phosphatidylinositol dephosphorylation. NCBI's taxonomy places the organism in Eukaryota, Fungi, Ascomycota, Eurotiomycetes, Eurotiales, Aspergillaceae.
AUGUCGAAUCUUCGGGUGCUCUGUCGAGACCAACCUCAGCGUACAAUUGCACUGGUUUCUUCAGAUCAUGCCUUAGUAUUUCAUCAUACUGCAACCGACACGAAGGACAGCCCCCGCUGCCAGGUUGAAUUCUCGGACCUGGAGUCGGUCGAUCUCCAAGGCUAUCAGCCGCUGGGGGCCGGACAGGGAACCCUUGGCCUUGUGACGCUAAAUGAAGAUGUCUUUGUCUGCGUGGUGACAAGCUCUUCGCAAGCCGCCAUUGUAAGGCCCGGCGAAACUGUAUCAAGAAUCGACAGUGUGGCCUUCUACUGCCUCAAUCGGUCAGAAUAUGAGUUCGGCUUGGAUUAUGAAACCGGAACUCAAUUUGCCGCCGAAGACCGAAUUGGCUCGGAUGGGAAGGAUGUAGUCACAGACCAUCCUUUCCUGGCCCUGAAGAAGCUAUUGGGAGACGGAAGCUUCUAUUACAGCUUGGACUUCAAUCUUACAGAUCGCCUGCAGGACCGGGCCGACAAAUCAGCGGCAUUCGAUAUCGACACGCUGGAUGAAGACAUGCUCUGGAACUCAUACAUGAUCAGUCCUCUUCUUCUGUUCCGCAGCCACCUGCCGCCGUCGGACAAAUCCAAGUUAGAUGCAUCACAGAUGUUGACUUGUGUCAUUCGAGGAUUUGCAAGCACCCUCAAAGUACCUGCCACUGUAUCAAUUCUCCCCCACGUGCGGACUAAUUUCCCCUCAAUGUUGACUAUCAUCUCUCGUCAAUCAUCCCGUCGUGCUGGUACGAGGUUUAACUCGCGAGGUAUUGAUGAUGAUGGAAAUGUUGCCAAUUUUGUGGAAACCGAAACGAUUCUGUGGGUAUCACCAGGAAUCAUUUUCUCUUAUGCCCAAGUUCGUGGAUCGGUGCCCAUCUUCUGGGAACAGGCUCCUGGGCUUAUUCCUGGCCAGCAAAAGAUCGAAGUAACCCGGUCCGGCGAGGCAACGCAGCAUGCGUUUGACAAACAUUUCGAAACUCUGGAGCUGGAGUAUGGCGCUGUGCAUGUGGUCAACUUGUUGAGUGAAUUGAAACCGGGAGAAGUAGACCUGUCUGCGAAAUUCCGAAAGCAUAUCGGCCGGAGUUCAGUCAGGCAGAAAGAAGGCGCGGGGACUUCUCCGCGUCGCAGCCUUUUGCGCAUGACCGAAUAUGACUUUUUGGCAGAAACUCGAGGGCCAACAGGAUAUGAAGCCAGUUCUCAAAUCAAGCACGAGCUGAUCAACUCACUGGAUGGCUUCUCGUAUUUCUUGUCUGAAGAUUCUGGUCGUCCUAACAAAGUCCCAUACGACAGAGACGACGCAGUCAACAGCUCGUCGGUGAUUUUACAACAAGAAGGCGUGUUCCGGACAAAUUGCCUAGACUGCCUGGAUAGAACGAACCUUGUUCAAACCAUCAUCAGUGCGAUGGCAUUUGAGUCUUUCUUGUCGCAACAAGGGGGUAGACUCAGCCAAGACAUGCAAGUACGACAUUCGACUAUCUGGGCUGAUAAUGGUGAUGCGCUCUCCAAGAUCUAUGCCGGAACCGGGGCUCUCAAAUCCUCCUUCACUAGGCAUGGAAAGAUGUCCCUCGCAGGUGCACUUGCAGACGUGCGGAAGAGUGCCACCCGACUUUACGUAAACAAUUUCACCGACAAAGCCAGACAGCAAACGAUUGAUCUACUCCUGGGACGCCUUACAAACCAAAUGCCUGUGUACCUCUAUGACCCGUUGAAUGACCUAGUGCUCGAUGAGCUGAAUCGUCGGACUGCAGAAUAUUCUUCGCGCAAACAGGUUCGGUUCUGGGUUGGCACCUUCAAUGUGAAUGGGCGAGAUGAAGGCCCUGGAACUGAUCUCACGCCGUGGCUUUUCCCCGAUGCCGAUGAGUCUGAUGAAGAUCCGGCGGUGUUCGUCGUGGGCUUUCAGGAAAUCGUUGCUUUGAGUCCACAACAGAUCAUGUCAACUGACCCCAGUACCAGGAAGGUUUGGGAAAGGGCUGUUCACGAAUGCUUGAACACUCAUUCAAAGCGGAAAGGCACUGGGAAAUAUGUGCAUUUAAGAAGUGGCCAAUUGGUCGGUGCUGCUGUUUUACUUUAUGUGAAAGAAGAUGCCCUCAAAUACAUCAAGAAUGUCGAAGGCAGUGUGAAGAAGACUGGUCUCUCUGGAAUUGCUGGCAACAAGGGCGGCUGUGCUAUUCGCUUCGACUUCUCAAACACGAGUGUUUGUUUUGUUACAGCUCAUCUUGCUGCUGGAUUUGCAAACUAUGACGAACGAAACAGGGAUUACGAGAUUAUUGAUCGAGGACUACGCUUCCAAAAGAAUAGGUCAAUUGCUGACCACGACGCCGUCAUCUGGUUGGGUGAUUUCAACUAUCGAAUCGGAUUAGGCAACCCGAGUGUCAAAGAACUGAUUUUGCAACGAGAUUAUCACAGGCUAUACGAGAAUGACCAAGUAAGUAGAGCGUUCCAGUUCUACUCCGAAGGGCCUAUUGAAUUCCCACCCACCUACAAGUAUGAUGUUGGGAGGGACACCUAUGAUACAUCCGAGAAAGCACGUAUCCCGGCCUGGUGUGACCGAGUGCUGUGGAGAGGAAACAAUCUGCGACAAACCCACUACCAAACCGCGGAUUUGAAGGUGUCCGAUCAUCGUCCCGUCUGGGCAACCUUUGAAUGUGUCAUUGAUAUCGCGGUCAAUUUAUGGGGGAAACAAGACUCGGACCAAGUUUCCAUUGCGAAGUCCAUCUCUUUGUUGGAUCUAGACGAGGAUGAAAUCACACCGGGCGUGUCUAUUGCACCAGGGCUGCCACCGGCCAGCUCUGAUCGAAGCCGAUGGUGGCUAGACAAUGGAAACCCAGUGAAAGCAACCGUGCAGCCACCACAGGAAGGAUUGGUUGCCAACCCCCAACGCAAGUCAAAUCCUUUCUCUCCCGAUGUCGACUGGGUAGCACCCGCUCAAAUCCAGCGAAAGCCGGUGCUACCUCCACGGCGAGAUACCCUUGAAUCACCCUCAUCUACAUCUCGUCAAUCCGUGGAGUCUGUGAGGCUAGCACCAGCGGUCCCUCGGAAGCCACUCUCACUGAGCUCCAAAUCGCACACCAUGCCUGUGUCCAAUCAGGAAAGGCAAUCGGUGGCGGGGGCUGCCAGUACCAGCUCACCCGAUCUUCUGGAUUCAUCGAGUGAGCAAAUUGGAUGGAAACCACUUCUCCAGUAG